CAGCGCGCUCUCCAGCUCCCCAGGGUUUCCAGGCACCUCUGGACACCAUCCAUUUUGCUGCUCAGGUCCCCGCAGCCCGCCGGCCGGGAAGCAUGGCAGCCAUCCCCUCCAGCGGCUCGCUCGUAGCCACCCACGACUAUUACCGGCGCCGCUUGGGCUCUACGUCCAGCAACAGCUCCUCCGGAAGUGCCGAGUACCCCGGGGAUGCCGCCGUGCCCCACCACCCAGGUCUCCCUAAGGCCGACCCUGGUCAUUGGUGGGCCAGCUUCUUCUUCGGGAAGUCUACUCUCCCAUUCAUGGCCACAGUGUUGGAGUCCCCUGAGCAGUCGGCAGAAUCCCCCCAGACCUCCAGCAGCGUGGUCACCGGUGGCCAGGCUGCAGAAACCAUGAAAAAGCAACCAGGCAACCAAACCAACACCAGGCUGCCAUCGUGAUCUGACAGAACCACAACCCAAGCAUCUGAGGUGCUAUGCCAGAGCCCUGCCUGUCCUCCCCACUCUGCAAACUAUACCGCCUGCAGUAAGCAACAGACACCAGCAAAAGCUGGAGAGAGCUCCCUCCUCUCUCACUGCACCAAAAUUUCCUGACCCUAUAAAAUCGUGCCUUGCACCAAGCAGAAAAUAAACUCCAAGUGGCCAUAUUUCA
Jaculus jaculus (lesser Egyptian jerboa) is the source of this 645-nucleotide messenger RNA. RefSeq names its product pancreatic progenitor cell differentiation and proliferation factor (gene Ppdpf). Gene Ontology annotation, biological process: multicellular organism development; cell differentiation. The record is from RefSeq and is a predicted model, not a curated record. NCBI's taxonomy places the organism in Eukaryota, Metazoa, Chordata, Mammalia, Rodentia, Dipodidae. The transcript is spliced from 5 exons. The coding region runs from base 93 to 434 and encodes 113 amino acids.